Molecule: messenger RNA, 2478 nt
Organism: Caenorhabditis sp. 36 PRJEB53466
Lineage: Eukaryota; Metazoa; Nematoda; Chromadorea; Rhabditida; Rhabditidae
Source: the annotation of a GenBank genome assembly
AUGAAAUUUUUGGUGGUCAUCAAACCGGAAAUUGUCGCCCAUCGGGUGCUCGCCCAGGUUUGCAAUUUCCGCAAAUUUUUCAAAAACAUCGUCGGCGAGCGAGUCCCAACUUUUAAGCGCUACAGUACUCCGGGCAGUGGUUCCAGAAAAAAGUGUUCAACUAGAAAAAGAACGUUCACGAUGUGUACUUUAUUUUUGUAGUUGACACUUUUUCGGUACAACUGCUCGUUGGAGUACUGUAGCGCUUGGAAGUUAGCAUGUGAAUCAGAGUUGAGCGGAAGAACACGGAAGAAUUUUUAUCUUUUUUAGAAAAUUUUUUCAUGAAAUGUGAUCUGCUGACGAAAUGUAUAGAAAAGUGAAUUCUGCUCACAAAAAAAUAAUUGUAAAUUUAGCGAUUCAUACAAAAAAGUUAUAUUCGAGUUGUUGCGUUGGCCCUUUUUUCAAGCAAUAACUCGAAUAACUUGUUUGUAUGAAUCGCUAAAUUCACAAUUAUUUUUCUACGCGCAGAGUUCACUUUGCUCUACAUUUCGUCAGUUGAUCACAUUCCAUGAAAAAUGUUUCGAAAAAAGAUAAAAAUUCUUCCGUGUUCUUGCGUUGAGUUCUUCCGCUCAACUGAAUUCUGAGUCCCAACUUCCAAGCGCUACAGUACCCCCAAGGAGUAGUGCGCAACAAAAAAAAAGUACAAAAUGUCAAGGUUUCGAUCCCCGCCACCGUCCUCAUUCGUUUUUCUCCUUCUCCUUCCCCUUUUCAAUCGCAUCUUUUUGUCACUUUCACUGAAUUCUCUUCCUUUCUCCCCAAUGUUCAUCGGAAUUCAACUUUCGAAUCGUCGUCGUGCUAUUGUCUGCGAUGCGAAUCGGCGCGUGGAAAGCAUGGAUUAGGAUGCGGAAAGUUUCCGCGCGGAAAACGAGGUCAAGCUCUCUCUCUCUCUCUCUCUCUCUCUCUCUCUCUCUGUGUCCCUUUCGCAUCCGAAUUUAGGUCAUGCCGUGUCGGCGUUUCCUUUCACUUUUCCGCCAAACUGGAUUCGAUUCGGCCGCCCGCGCUCUUUUCACUUUCACCAAAGGAUUCACUUAAUUUGAUUAAUUAUACGUAUACAACUGCGAAGAAAACGAAUGAUGCACCGGAACGUUGCAUCUACAGUAUCGGGUUAUUAUCGGAGCACGGAAAUUCGCAACACUUUUUCCAGUUGACAACUUUGGGGAAACGUACAACAGUUGUUCUAGAGAACUGCUGCCGUAGGACUAGAGGCAAACCCUCUAAAAGCACCGUAAUCUUGUAGGUGGCGCUGUGGGAAUUGCGAAAAAGUGGCGUCGAAAUCGAACAAAUGCGGCAGAUGCGGAUCGACGGACCACUCGCUCGUCGCCUUUAUCAUCAGCACAAAGGUUCGGAAAAGUUGGACCAGGAAAAACUGUCAACUGAUAGAAUGUUCAGUUGAAAAUUGUACAUAUUUUUUUAUUCCGCGUCGAAAUUCUCGGAAAACCCGCAAAUCUCGCGGAUUUUGCAGUCCAAAAUCGGCAGAAAAUUGCUGGAAAUCAGGGGUGCGCACAGCUGAACGAGUGUUACCGUACACCAUAAAACUACGGUAUUUUUUUUGAAAAAAAUUUAAAUUUCUCGAGAAUAUUUGCAAUUUUUUUCAAAUUUCUUGGAUAAAUUUUUCAACGGAAUUUUUUUGAAAAAAAUUUAAAUUUCUCGAGAAUAUUUGAAAAAUUUUUCAAAUUUCUUGGAUAAAUUUUUCAAUAGUAUUUUUUUGAAAAAAAUUUAAAUUUCUUGACAAUAUUUGAAAUUUUUUUCAAAUUUCUUGGGUAACUUUUUUUAACGGUAUUUUUUUAAAUUUAAAUUUCUCGAGAAUAUUUGAAAUUUUUUUCAAACUUCUUGGAUAAAUUUUCAACGGUAUUUUUUUGAAAUAAUUUAAAUUUCUCAAGAAUAUUUGAAAAAUUUUUCAAAUUUCUUGAGUUAAUUUUUCAACGGUAUUUUUUUGAAAAAAAUUUAAAUUUCUCAAGAAUAUUUGAAAAAUUUUUCAAAUUUCUUGAGUUAUUUUUUUCAAAAAAAUACCGUAGUUUUUAUGGUGUACGGUAACACUCGUUCAGCUGUGCGCACCCCGGGUUUCCCGCAAUUUUUCGGCCGACUUUGGACUGCAAAAUCCGCGAGAUUUGCGGGGUUUUCCGAGACUUUGGACGCGGCACUAUCAGUUGACAAUUUUUUGACGUCUUCAUCGGCAACUGAUGAGACACGUCGAGUUUAGGAAAGUUCUUCUACGACCGUCUGGUGCGUCACAUCUCAAGCGGUGACGUCAUCGCGAUGCGCGUCUCGGGCAACGCGCGCCAAUGCAUCGGAUCGAGCCGCCUGUGGCCACGUGUCGUCAACCAGUGGGACCGGCAGCCGAUGCGCCAGCAGUUGGCACUCUCCGACGUGCGGAAUGUGGCUCACGCGAGCGAUGCGGACGCGGCGGCGCAAGAAUUGAAAAUGUUCGAAUUACUGUGA